This is a messenger RNA of Lemur catta (Ring-tailed lemur), 2150 nucleotides long. RefSeq names its product transmembrane protein 266 (gene TMEM266). The record is from RefSeq and is a predicted model, not a curated record. Lineage: Eukaryota; Metazoa; Chordata; Mammalia; Primates; Lemuridae. Bases 451 to 1515 code for a protein of 354 amino acids. Gene Ontology annotation, molecular function: voltage-gated channel activity. Gene Ontology annotation, cellular component: plasma membrane. The transcript is spliced from 7 exons.
CCUUUGUGACUGGCUUCUUCUGCUUCGCAUGAUGUUGUCAAGGCUCAUCCACAUCGUAGCGCAGCUCGGCACUUCCUUUCACGUCUGAACACGGCCCCAUCGCAUGGGCUACCAUGUUUCACUUAUCCAUUCCUCAAGGCUUCUUCCAACAUCAGCCGUGGCAGCCACCUCCUUCUCCGAGAGGCAGCCUCUCGGAGUUGGCCCCGGCUGUGCGGGGUCCAGAGGGGCCCGGGCUGCUGGGUUACCUGCGCCGUUUGCCAAGUGACAUGCACUGCCAAACCAGACUGAGCCGGGGCCUCAUCUUCCUGCACCGGCAGCCACCCCAGGAUUCAGGAUCCGUGAGAGGUUCUCCUGACUGUUCUGCGGAUCGUGGUGCUUGGGAUCUGGGAUUACAUCGAGAACAAAAUAGAGGUCUUUGACGGGGCUGUGAUCAUCCUGUCCUUGGCCCCGAUGGUGGCAUCCACCGUGGCCAACGGGCCCAGGAGCCCCUGGGACGCCAUCAGCCUCAUCAUCAUGCUCCGGAUCUGGCGGGUGAAGAGGGUCAUUGAUGCCUAUGUCUUGCCAGUGAAAGUGGAGAUGGAGAUGGUUAUCCAGCAGUACGAGAAGGCCAAGGUCAUCCAAGACGAGCAGCUGGAGAGACUGACACAGAUCUGUCAGGAGCAAGGGUUCGAGAUCCGGCAGCUGCGCGCGCACCUGGCGCAGCAAGACCUGGACCUGGCGGCCGAGCGGGAAGCGGCGCUGCGGACCCCGCACGUGCUCAGCCAGCCGCGCAGCCGCUACAAGGUGGUGGAGGCCGGCGCGUGGGACGAGGAGACGGCGGCCGGGAGCGUGGUGGAGGAGCUGCGGCCCUCGCAAGAAGCCGCGGUCAAAGAUGACAUGAACAGCUACAUCAGUCAGUACUACAAUGGGCCCAGCAGUGACAGUGGUGUCCCAGAGCCAGCUGUGUGCGUGGUCACCACGGCUGCCAUAGACGUCCACCAGCCCAACAUCUCCUCGGACCUCUUCUCACUCGAUGUGCCCCUGAAGCUUGGUGGCAAUGGCACCUGUGCUAGUGCCACCUCGGAGAGCGCCUCCCGCUCCACCCACAGCUCGGCCACCCGGGCGCAGAGCGACAGCAGCCAGACACUGGGCUCCUCCACGGACUGCAGCACUGCCCACGGGGAGCCUUCCUCUGAGCCCGGCCCCUCGCCCCUGCCCCUGCUGCUGCCACCCCAGCAGCAGAUGGCGGGGGCCACAGUCCAGGACCUGCUGUCCUCCCUGUCAGAGGACCCCUGCCCCUCCCAGAGGGCCUUGGACCCAGCCCCCCUCGCCCGGCCCAGCCCAGCGGGCUCGGCCCAGACCAGCCCCGAGCUGGAGCACAGGGUGAGUGUGUUCAGCCAGAAGAGCCAGGAGGGCUUCCCCGUCUUUCAGACCAGGCCCGCCAUCCACUUCCAGCCCGCGGCCCCCGCGCGGGAGGAGAAGUUCAGAUCUUUGGAAUCCAAAGAGCAGAAGUUGCACAGGGUCCCUGAGGCCUAGAGCCUCCGGUGGGUGGGGUGGGAGGAGGGAGACAGCCAUCUCAAAGCUCUCCUGGGACCCUGGAGGCCACCAAGGGCCACAUGCGGGGCCCAGGAGCCCGCCUGGCCUCCCUCAGGGUGCUGCCUGCCUCCAGGGAGGUGACGCCGGGCCAGGAGGCCACACGCCUCAGACCUCAAAGCCCAGAGCUGGCGCCUCCCCUCGCCCUGCGCAGGGGAGGGUGGUGCUUGUGGCUGCAUUUCCUUUUUAACCAUUUUUACAAAAACCAGCCUGUGGCCCAGCUUCAGCAGGGUAGAGUGUGGGGGCCCGCUCAGCCUCUUCCGUUGCCUUCGUUCCUGACGCCCACCCCGGACCCUCGGGAACAGCACUGUGAGCAGGGGCCGCGCGGCCCCACCCAAGCCGCCCUUCCCAGGAAUCCUGGGUGGAGCCGACACUCACACGGAGACCACCAUCUGAGCCUACUUCACUUGUCCUCAUUCUCUCAUUUCGGCAUGGGCGUUUCUGUCUUUUCAAGACAAAUCUAGUUUUCACCUUCACGGGACCUAAAGGGAUGGGUCUGGGGCGGGGUGGCGGGGGGAGGGGCGGGGACAACCAUUUUCCAACCGUAGCUUUAAUAAUAAAAACCAGCUGCACCGAGA